Messenger RNA from Vigna unguiculata (cowpea), 2672 nucleotides. RefSeq names its product Exostosin family protein. Gene Ontology annotation, molecular function: glycosyltransferase activity. NCBI's taxonomy places the organism in Eukaryota, Viridiplantae, Streptophyta, Magnoliopsida, Fabales, Fabaceae. The record is from RefSeq and is a predicted model, not a curated record.
GAUUGAUUUGACUUUUUUGUUAGUGUCUGAGUUGUCCGUGUUGUCCGUGUUUGUUUCUAGUGAAGCCGUUAUUCGAAGAGAGGGGUGAAGGAGUGAAAGGAACAUGUGAUAGAAGAAGAAGCAGGCGUGGUUUUCAUUAGGAAUUAUUUUGGUGUGGUUGAGGUGAGAUUGGAAUCGAUGAGACAGCGUUGGAUGAACAGAAAGAGAGGAAUGGGGAUGUUGAAAGGUAGCGGAUGGGCGUUGGUGAUGUUAAUGAUGUUGUCGGUGUGGAAAAUGGCGGCAUCAUCGGAAGAGGAGGAAUGCGAGAACCGAUGGAUCCACAUAAGGAAGCUACCUUCGAGGUUCAACCUGGAUCUGCUGGCAAACUGUUCUGAGUAUCCCAUGUUGGACGACCUGUGCCCCUACCUCGGAAACCACGGUCUGGGACAGAAAACCCAUAACCGCUCCCGGAGUUGGUACCGAACCGACCCGUCAAUGCUGGAACUGGUUUUCCACCGUCGGAUGCUGGAGUACCCCUGCCUCACGCAAGAUCCCCUGCGUGCAAACGCAAUCUAUCUCCCCUACUACGCCGGCCUUGACGCCAUACGCUACCUCUACGGCCCAGAAUCAAACUUCAGCGCCCUACACGGCCUCCAUCUUUUCCACUUCCUCCAACAAGACAACCCCCAAAUCUGGGCCCGCCACAUGGCCCACGACCACUUCCUCGUCAUGGCCCGCCCCGCCUGGGACUUCUCCCAACCCCUCAGCAACGACCCUCCCAUCUGGGGCACCUCCUUCCUCGAGUUGCCCCAAUUUUUUAACCUCACCGCCCUCACGCUCGAGGCCCGCGCCUGGCCCUGGCAGGAACACGCCGUUCCCUAUCCCACCUCCUUCCACCCUCUCAACCUCGGACUCCUCGAAUCCUGGAUCACACGGGGCCGUCGCUCCAAGCGCUCCAUCCUCGCGCUGUUCGCCGGCGGUGGAGGCGGAUCCUCGUCGCCCAACAUCCGUCGGAGCAUACGCAGCGAGUGCGAGAACGCCACCUCGGACCCCUCGUACGAGAAGUUGUGCGAGAUCGUGGACUGCUCCAACGGGGUUUGCGAGCACGACCCUAUUCGGUUCAUGCGGCCCAUGCUGCAGGCGAGUUUCUGCUUGCAGCCUCCCGGGGACACUCCCACGCGCCGGUCCACGUUCGACGCGAUACUGGCGGGGUGCAUACCGGUUUUCUUUGAGGACCUUUCGGCCAAGUCGCAGUACGGGUGGCAUCUGCCGGAGAACGAGUUUGAGGAUUUCUCUGUGUUUAUUCCGAAGGAGGAGGUUGUGUUCAGGGGGUUGAGGAUUUUGAACGUCUUGCAACGGAUACCUAGGGCUAAGGUUAGGAGCUUGCGGCAAAGGGUUUUGGCGUUGAUACCGAAUGUCUUGUACAGGAAGCAUGAUAGUUCUCCCGGUCUCAAAGCUAAGAAGGAUGCAUUUGAUUUGGCCAUUGAUGGUACACUGGAUAAGAUUCGAUCCAGGGUCCGAGAACUUGAUUUUGUUAUCUGAAUCUAAUCGUGAUUUUCUUUUUGUUUCUUUCCUUAUAGGCUCCUAGUUACUCGUUUAGGGUGUACCUUUUUGGCCAUUAAUCAAUAGAACUUCACACAAAAGAUUAGUUUCUGGCACCUGUGCACUGAAUUGUGACAGCGCAUCUACAAAUUAUUUGUGUCAUCAGCAUUUGCUUUUCUUUGGAAGUUUCUUUUUCUAGUUCAGACCAGGAAAAUGUUGGACUAGUGAUAAGGAAUAGGUGUUUUUGCAGUCUUGUCGAGUAAUUUGUAUGGAUCAGCUAGGAUUGAUGAUUCACAAGGCUUUCAUCACGAUUCUGUAUCUGUACUGUACAUGUUAUAUUGUAUGACGACGAUUCUCGGGAAUUGAAUUGCUAAUCCUGUUUAUUAUAUUAUGAUCAUUUCACUAUGGUUUCUUUGAGAAUUUGGGAGGGGAAUUUGAGCCUACACACGAGAAAGGGAAUGAGGUUUCACUGUUUGUUGACGAGCACAGGCGAAAACUGAACUCCAGAUUGCAUUUAGAGCCUGGCAAAGCCUACCGUUUUUCUCAAGGCCUUGGGUUGAAUAUAAGGGUACAGUUCCACAAAAUGAAUUGCAGAGUAAGCAAAGGGAUCUAGAGCUGGAGGCCAAUGCAUUAGUUUCCUUGGGAGAAAGAAUUUCUGUUGAUAUAUUACCAUAUGAUGAAGCUGCUAAGAUUUGCGGAGGGAGUCUUCCUGAUUAUAUUUCUAAGGUCAGUGUAUAAAAGAUAUAUUCUUAAUGCAAAUAAUUUCCCGUGUUCUUUACACUUAACUAGUUAGCUUUUCUGUAACCAAUAGCCAUAAUACCUUUCAUGUCACAUGUUAUCUUACAAGGUGGCUGUGGGCAAGACCUUUUUGUUCUUCUGGAUAACUGUCAAAGUUCCACUGGCAACAUUACAGUACUGUAUUUUUGCAUCCCUUUGCAUCAGGAAUAUUCCAGCAUAUAAGUCAUUCCAUUGUUCUCUUUUGCAUUCCAUUUUUUCCGAUCGCUGCCUUCUUGUAUUUGUGUUUUUGUCAGUCACUAUGACUGACUUCUUGCCCUGUACUAGAAUGGUUUCUGAAAUUUGCACUUUAAGUUUGAACAUGUCUGCAAGAUUGGUUUGAUAUGAUAUUUUUUAUGUAAGUUUGCUCUUUGUAA